AUGGGGCCACGGAAGAAAAGUGUUAAAACGUGUCUUGUGAAUAAUGAACUCCCAGAGGAAUCAACGUCAGAUGAAACAAAGGAUUAUAUGAAUCAGCUUUCACAUGAAGUGCUUUGCCAUAUAUUUAGGUACCUCCCUCUGCAGGAUAUCAUGUGUAUGGAAUGUCUUUCCCGGAAGCUAAAGGAAGCAGUAACCCUGUAUCUGAGAGUUGUGAGGGUUGUGGAUCUCUGUGCAGGGCGGUGGUGGGAAUACAUGCCAAGUGGCUUUACCGAUUCCAGUUUUCUAACACUGCUGAAGAAGAUGCCAGAUGUGGAACAGCUCUAUGGCCUUCACCCUAGGUACCUUGAGAGGCGAAGGGUACGAGGCCAUGAAGCCUUUAGCAUUCCAGGAGUCUUGGAAGCUUUGCAGGCAUGCCCAAAUUUAGUGGGUGUGGAGACUUCCCAUUUGGAGUUAGUAGAAUCUAUUUGGACAUAUAUGCCACAUGUUCAUAUUUUGGGGAAAUUUCGUAAUCGUAAUGGAGCAUUUCCAAUUCCUCCUGAAAAUAAACUGAAAAUUCCUAUAGGAGCCAAAAUUCAAACUUUGCAUUUAGUGGGAGUAAAUGUUCCUGAAAUUCCUUGCAUCCCAAUGCUAAGGCAUCUUUACAUGAAGUGGGUCAGACUUACUAAACCACAGCCAUUUAAAGACUUUCUUUGUAUCAGCUUGCGGACAUUUGUCAUGAGGAACUGUGCAGGACCCACAAAUUCCUUAAAAUAUGUCCCUUUAGUAACAGGUUUAGCCUCUGCUCGAAACUUGGAACACUUAGAAAUGGUUCGAGUUCCUUUCCUUGGAGGUCUUAUCCAACAUGUAGUUGAAGACAGUUGGAGAUCAGGUGGUUUUAGAAAUUUGCACACUAUUGUUUUAGGAGCUUGCAAAAAUGCUCUUGAAGUAGAUCUUGGUUACCUCAUUAUCACUGCUGCUCGUAGGUUACAUGAAGUUCGGAUUCAGCCCUCUCUAACCAAAGAUGGUGUCUUUUCUGCCCUAAAAAUGGCAGAACUGGAGUUCCCCCAGUUUGAAACUCUUCAUCUUGGAUAUGUAGAUGAGUUUUUGCUGCAGAGCAGAAUGGCUAAUGCGGAUCUGGUGAAGUAUGGUUUGGCUGAUGUAGUAGAAAAUCCUGGUAUCAUCACUGAUAUAGGAAUGAAGGCUGUCAAUGAAGUUUUUUCGUGUAUCAAAUACUUGGCAAUUUACAAUUGCCCUCAUCUGCAUAGCCCAUACAGUUGGAUCUCAGAUCACUCAAGAUGGACACGAUUGGUUGAUAUCAAUCUAGUGCGGUGCCAUGCAUUAAAACUGGACUCUUUUGGCCAGUUUAUUGAAUUGUUGCCUAGUCUGGAGUUUAUUUCACUGGACCAGAUGUUCCGUGAGCCACCCAAGGGCUGUGCUCGAGUUGGUCUGAGUGCAGGUACAGGAAUUGGGGUUUCCUCAGCUCUUGUUAGCAAUCAAAACUCCAAUAAUGACAAUGAAAAUAAUGCCCAGAAUAACAAUGCCAACAUCCACGACAAUAAUCACCAUCAACCAGAUGAAUCAGACGAAGAGAAUGACUUUCGGCAAGACCUGCAGCCAGGAGAACAGCAGUUUGCAGCCGACGCAUUGAAUGAGAUGGAAGAUAUGGUGCAAGAAGAUGGUGAGAUGAUAGCUGAAAGUGGGAAUGAAGCUCACAGCCAAGCAGUUAUUCCUGUGGAUGUUGAUGAAGAACAAGCAGGACCCAGUGGUCUUCAACGUGCAGUAAAACCAACGCCAAUUCCUGUUCAUGAUUCAGAGAGUGAUGAUGAGGAAGACAGCCUAGAACUUCAAGAAGUUUGGAUUCCAAAAAAUGGUACUCGGCGUUACUCUGAGCGUGAAGAGAAAAUCGGAGAGUCAGUGCAGUCCAGGGAGUUGUCAGUAAGUGGAAAAGGCAAGACUCCACUUCGAAAGAGGUACAACUCCCAUCAAAUGGGCCAGUCGAAGCAGUUUCCCCUCGAGGAAAGCAGCUGUGAGAAAGGCUGUCAGGUCACCAGUGAGCAGAUCAAAGCCGAUAUGAAAGCAGCUAGGGAUAUUCCUGAAAAGAAAAAAAACAAGGAUGUUUAUCCCAGCUGCAGCAGCACCACCGCCAGCACAGUGGGAAACUCCAGCUCACACAGCACUGCUUCUCAAAGCCCCGACUUUGUAAGGACGGUGAACAGCGGUGGCUCUUCCGAGCCUAGCCCUCCAGAAGUGGAUGUGUCCAGGCAGUGUGUCUGCUCCCCCGGUGGGUCAGAGGACUCUGAGGCCAUGGAGGAGGGAGACGCAGAGAGUUCUGUCUGCCCCAGAUGCUGCUGUCACAGGCCUCAGGAAUCCCAAAGGAGAACUAGCAGGUGUUCUGAUGAGGAACGUCCUUCAACCAGCCGAGCCUGUGUUGUGAAUGGCCCGGAUGAGGUUGCCAAAACAAAGCCACGCCAUGCCAUGAAGCGGAAGCGAACGGCUGAUAAGUCCACCAGUACCAGUGAUCCAGUGAUUGAGGAUGACCACGUACAGAUUCUUCUAUUAAAAUCAAAAAACCUUGUUGGAGUCACUAUGACCAACUGUGGAAUCACAGAUCUAGUGCUAAAAGAUUGCCCCAAGAUGAUGUUCAUUCAUGCUACCAGAUGCAGGGUACUGAAACAUUUAAAAGUAGAAAAUGCACCAAUUGUAAAUAGAUUUGACUAUGCACAGUGCAAGAAACUGAAUAUGGAUCAGGUGCUAGACCAAAUUUUAAGGAUGCCUCCAGAGAGAAACCGCAUCAUAUACCUACGCCCAAUGCAGCAGGUAGACACACUGACUUUGGAGCAGAAGCUGUUCAGUGGCCCUUACCCCUAUCACAUCUGUAUUAUCCAUGAAUUCAGUAAUCCUCCCAAUGUCCGAAAUAAGGUUCGAAUUCGCAGUUGGAUGGACACGAUAGCAAAUAUCAACCAAGAACUUAUUAAGUAUGAAUUCUUUCCUGAAGCUACUAGAAGUGAAGAAGACUUAAAGAAGUACCCUAAAUAUCCAUGGGGAAGAGAAAUCUAUACACUAGAAGGUGUUGUGGAUGGAGCUCCGUAUUCCAUGAUUUCUGACUUCCCUUGGCUGAGGUCCUUACGGGCAGCAGAACCCAACAGUUUUGCACGAUACGAUUUUGAAGAUGAUGAAGAAAGCACCAUUUAUGCUCCUCGAAGGAAAGGGCAGCUAUCUGUAGACAUCUGCAUGGAAACAAUAGGAGAAGAAAUUUCAGAGAUGCGUCAGAUGAAGAAAGGCGUGUUUCAGCGAGUUGUGGCAAUUUUUAUCCACUAUUGUGAUGUGAAUGGGGAGCCAGUUGAAGAUGACUACAUCUGAUUGGUCUCUCCUGCUUUCCAGCUGUUCCUGCAGAAAGCUACCCCAGCAGCAAGAGUGCACCACGGAGCUCAGGCAUACAGUUUGGAGACCCUGGCUCAUCUUGGUAUAUAGGAAAUGUAUAAGGAACUUUGAAAUUGUAUACAAAGAUUUGUAUAUAGAGGAAAUAUACAUAAAGAGGGGGAGAAAAAGGACUCUUCCUAUAGUACCUACCGACUUUAUAUCAUAUGUUUAUACAGUUUAAUUUAAAAAUUCAUUUUAAUGAAGGCAGAUGAUUUGAAAGAGUUUGCUUUGUUUCUUUUUCUUAGUUCAUAAAGUAUAAUUCUUGGCUGACUCUCCCCUUCUUGUAUUCUUAAUAAUCACUGUCACUCCCUUAAAUCUGUGCCUUUUUCUUCUUAAACAAAAGGAAGUAUUUGAGUAAAUCUGUUGAACAG
Elephantulus edwardii (Cape elephant shrew) is the source of this 3770-nucleotide messenger RNA. It is a transcript of the gene FBXO38, whose product is annotated as F-box protein 38. The transcript is spliced from 21 exons. Gene Ontology annotation, biological process: SCF-dependent proteasomal ubiquitin-dependent protein catabolic process; protein K48-linked ubiquitination. Gene Ontology annotation, cellular component: nucleus; cytoplasm. The record is from RefSeq and is a predicted model, not a curated record. Bases 1 to 3339 code for a protein of 1112 amino acids. Lineage: Eukaryota; Metazoa; Chordata; Mammalia; Macroscelidea; Macroscelididae. Gene Ontology annotation, molecular function: protein binding.